GUAAUCAUGGCUGUUGAUAUCCGAAUUUCUACCGCUAGAAAUUAUGCAAAACCAGACCAUUCCGAAAGUAUUGCUAAUCUUGUUACGCCUGGUGAUGUUAUAACGUCAGAUCAAGGGUUUAUGAGAGGACAUGGCACAUUUAUGGAGGAAGGCAAACACCAUGCCUCGGUUGCUGGAAUUGUGCAGCGAGUCAACAAACUCAUCUGUGUCACCCCUAUAAAGACCAGAUACAAUGGUGAGGUAGGUGACAUCAUUGUGGGCCGGAUCCUGGAGGUCGGGAUGAAGCGAUGGAAGGUGGACACUCACUCAAAGCUAGACUCCCUCCUCAUGCUGUCCUCUGUCAAUCUGCCUGGCGGAGAACUGCGGCGGAGAUCUGAGGAGGACGAGAAACUCAUGAGACAUUACCUAAAGGAGGGUGACCUCAUCAGUGCUGAGGUACAGUCUGUGUUCUCCGAUGGCUCCUUGUCCCUCCACACGCGAUCUCUCAAGUAUGGAAAGCUGGGCCAGGGAUGCCUGUACCAGGUGUCGCCAUCUCUGAUCAAGCGACGUAAGACCCAUUUCCACAACCUGCCAUGUGGGGCCACAGUAAUCCUGGGUAACAACGGAUAUGUUUGGCUCUCCCCUACAGAGGGCGAGGUCAGCGAACAGACCGGUGGAUAUGAACAACAUAUGGAGCCUGUUUCCCGUGCGGACCGUGAAGUAAUAGCUCGGCUCGGAAACUGUGUGCUAGCUCUUGCUGAACACAAGAUGAUGUUGUUUGACACAAGCAUUCUCUACACUUACGAGGCUUCACUCAAGUAUCCAGUGAAGGACAUCAUGAAGCCAGAGCUGAUGACAGACAUCAUAGAUCUGGCUCGACAGAGGCUUGAGAGGGAGGGAGCUACCUGAGAACGUCUACAUGCUGGUUCACUGGUCCUGUGUACAUUUCGAGGCUAUGAGAGAAACAUUUGGCAAUAAUGACCAUAUGGUCUUUAGCAAGGGCCUCAGCCAUAGAUGGACUCGUUGUGUGCUCUGAAAUCAAGUGUAUGCUUGAUAUUAUACAAAAUAAUUAUAAACAUGCUAUCAGCUGCAGAAUCAUAGUUAUUUCAGCUGUUUAUUGCGUAUUUGAAAUAUGAAAUGCAUUUGACAUGUGCUUAAAAGUAAAAUCGGUUGAAUUCUUAUGAACAAGAUUGGUUCUUAUACAUGUAUAAUCAGGUUUAAAUUUUUACCUAGAUAUAAAUUUUAUGUUACAAAAGGUGGGCCUGUAUUCAUCGCACUGUUCCUUUUGUUCUGUUACAACCUUGUCUAAGCAAUAACUUGAUUAUUCAUGGGAUAACAUGGGCAGGUGUGUUGCACAUAAAUUUUGUGCUGUUAUCUCAAAGGCCAAGGUCAGACUUGGAGGUUAAGGUCUCGGUCCCAUAAUAUUUUAACUAAUUACACGUAUCAAAAUUCAAUUUCCUCACAGUAAAAGAGCACCAUGGGAAGAUGUGUCUCGCAUGAUACUUAUGCUCUUAUCUCCUAGGCCUACGUCACACCUGGAAGAUAAUGUUAUACAAUAUUUCAUACUACCGGUAAUUAUUUGUGUCUCAGCUGUAACCAUCUAUUCAAUUUCUUUCAUAUUGUUCAAAUGGCUAUCACUCUAACCUGACCAAAUCUAGGGCGUUGUCUUGUAUCUGUGACAGCUCUUGUUAUAAUAAGUUUUAUUUCUUCUUUUAAGGUUACAGGUAGUUUUGCUUUCCAUACACGUUUGUAUUAUUUCAUGGUAAAUACUGUAUGUGUAAAAAGGAUGUCAAAUUUGCAAUAUACAUGUAUCAAGAUGCAUCAUGAUAAAUCUACUA
Molecule: messenger RNA, 1817 nt
Organism: Mya arenaria
Lineage: Eukaryota; Metazoa; Mollusca; Bivalvia; Myida; Myidae
Product: exosome complex component RRP4-like
Exons: 8
Coding region: 7-888 (293 amino acids)
Biological process (GO): CUT catabolic process; exonucleolytic trimming to generate mature 3'-end of 5.8S rRNA from tricistronic rRNA transcript (SSU-rRNA, 5.8S rRNA, LSU-rRNA); U4 snRNA 3'-end processing
Cellular component (GO): cytoplasmic exosome (RNase complex); nuclear exosome (RNase complex)
Molecular function (GO): RNA binding
Source: RefSeq, a predicted model, not a curated record